AUGCACUCGCCUCGUUCUACCACCGACUCUAUCGGGCAGGAAGUCCGCACGGACACGGCGCUGGAAGUCCGACCCCAUAGGAAGGGCAGCAUCGGCGCGCUCAAGGAAUUCUACCUGCGGCGGCUCUCGCAAAGCGACGCUGCCCGGAGCCUCCGCACUUCCAGCUUCAGCCCCCGCACCAGGACCAGAGACUCAGAGGUCGAGAGCGAGAGGAGCUACCCCAAGGAUGGUGGAUGGCGGAGCCUUGAGAAGCUUGAUGGUGGGCUGUCCAAAGUUGUGCCCCGAAUCGAGAUGCUGAAUGCCAAGCUAACGAGCAUGCGCGCCGCUCUUGAGACAAGGAUUUUGGAUGGAAAUUGCCAGAACAAUGCGCUACGGCACCUGACCCAGCUCAGGUACCACGUGGAGAGCGCGCUGAAGUGGAGCCCCGGACUCGGCGCCCAAAUCUGCGAGCACACCAUCGAGCAGGUGAAGCAACUCACCGGCAUCGCGCGGGUGCUGGGGGCGGCCAUCUACGUGUUUUCCAAGCGGACGGAGAACAUCAUCUUGCAGAAGGAGCGAGCCCUCCGGAAGACGGAGGCGAAUCAUGCGGCACAGACGCCCAGCUAUCAGCGAUCCAUGUCAAUGGACCUCCUGAAGGGCGAGAUACAGUUCCUGUCGACGUCGAGGACCACGAAAGCCGAAUCGACCGUGGUCAGUGACUUGGACAGUGAGUGUGGCACGAUGUACGCAGACACCAUCGUGACUUGGGACGGGCCAUCCAAUGACGUUGGCAACAUGCAGGAGAUCAACGACGUGUUUGCCUUAAAAGGUGAGGAUGAGCAGAGGCGAUGGUUCUACUCACAGUGCCUCUCAGCCAAGAUGGCCACCAACGACCCGAUCCGGGCACGGAAAGUAUUGAUUUCAGACCUCUACAGCCAGGUGAAGGCAUCGAAGAUCCCGACCAACAAGUGGGCGAGCUUCAUUCAAGAGCAGCUCAUGGCGCCUGGCCACAAAGACGGGGGAUAG
This is a messenger RNA of Effrenium voratum, 1005 nucleotides long. The record is from the annotation of a GenBank genome assembly. Lineage: Eukaryota; Dinophyceae; Suessiales; Symbiodiniaceae.